This is a messenger RNA of Sinocyclocheilus anshuiensis, 1094 nucleotides long. RefSeq names its product GTPase IMAP family member 7-like. NCBI's taxonomy places the organism in Eukaryota, Metazoa, Chordata, Actinopteri, Cypriniformes, Cyprinidae. The transcript has a single exon. Gene Ontology annotation, molecular function: GTP binding. The annotation marks the transcript as partial. The record is from RefSeq and is a predicted model, not a curated record.
UGCCACAUAAUCCACCGAAAAGAAUCCCCAUCAACAGUCAGGAUAUUCCUGUUGCAAAUCGUUUAUCCAGAAGGAUUGUUCUUCUGGGUAAAACUGGUGUUGGGAAAAGUGCAGCUGGAAACAUGAUACUAGGAGAGAGAGUGUUCAGAUCUGCAUUGAGAAUGAAUGCAGUAACCCAUGAAUCCACAGUGAGACAUGCCACUGUUUCAGGCAGAUCUUUGUCUGUAGUUGAUUCUCCUGGAUUCUUUGACACACAGGUGAGCCAUGAUCAGUUUGUGACAGAGAUGACAAAGAGCAUGUAUUUAUCCAGUCCUGGACCUCAUGCUUUUCUCAUUGUGUUUCCUGUGAAUAUGAGAUUCACUGAACAGGAGCAGCAGAUUCCUCAAAAGAUUGAGAUGUUGUUUGGUCAGGAGGUGUUAAAAUACUCCAUCAUUCUCUUCACUCAUGGAGAUCAGCUAGAUGAAGAGUCUGUAGAGGAGCUCAUUGAGGAGAAUGAAGCAUUAAGACAUCUAGUUGGUCAGUGUGGAGGCAGAUUUCAAGUCUUCAACAACAGAGAUCAGAAUAACAGAGAGCAGGUGAAUGAAUUACUGGAGAAGAUUGACACAAUGAUAGAGCAGAAUGGAGGAGGAUACUACAGUAAUCAGAGAUUUCAAGAUGCUCAUAGAUUAAGACGAAAGGAAGAACAGAAACAGAGAGAGGAAGAACAGAAAGAGAGAGAGGAAAAUGAGAGAAAACUACAAGAUGAGACUGAGAAAGUGAGAAAGGAAACAGAACAGCGUAUCAGAAAUGAGUAUGAAAGUAAAAAAGAAGAACCAAGCAGUGGUUUUCUGCAGUUUUUAUCCAUGUAUAAGUAUCAAAUUUAUAUGGCAGCCAUAGCAGCUGGUUUUCUAACUGGUGGUCCAGUUGGGGGAGCUAUUGGUGGCAGUGUAGCAGGAGCUGUAUUUGGUGGAGCUGAAAGUGGAACUGUAACUGGAGCUGCUGUUGGUGGAGUUGUUGGUGGAGCUGUUGCUGGAGCUGUUACUGUUGCUGGAGCUGUUGGAGGUGUUGCUGGAGCUGUUGGUGCUGCUUCUGGUGGAGCUUUUGUGAAGCGGUAG